Molecule: messenger RNA, 2194 nt
Organism: Daphnia pulicaria
Lineage: Eukaryota; Metazoa; Arthropoda; Branchiopoda; Diplostraca; Daphniidae
Exons: 8
Coding region: 367-1626 (419 amino acids)
Biological process (GO): synapse organization
Cellular component (GO): neuron projection membrane
Source: RefSeq, a predicted model, not a curated record
UCGGCGUGGUAGUGCUGCCCAGGAUUUUCAUAAGGAGCCAGUUCGAAUGCGCUGCGCCGACUAGUCGUCGCUGAAUCGUCUCUCUCGCCCGUCUCUCGCUUCGUUCACUCUCUCGUCGUUCGACCUUGUUGUCUUCGUUUUGCCCGUCGCCCGUCGCCCGUGUUGUUGUAUUUCAAUCGCGGCUCGUCAGUGGCAAGGAUUAACAGUUUUUUUAUUUUCAUUUGGCCGUGCGGCGGUUCGCAGGACUGCCGGCCUUCCCUUCCAUUCGUCUCUCUCAAACACUCGAGGCGUCGUUCUCUCUCUAUUAUCUUGUGCCGUCGUCGGGUUGUUGGCCGGCUCGUUAUUUUAUCGCGCCGCCUUGCGUGAAUGGUCAAGUGCUGCUUUGUGGUUUACUACACUCGUCUAUUAGACGGCUCCUCACGGCGGCAGUUCACCUACCUUGCUUCGCUCGCUAAGGAUCAUCAUCCGCUCCCGGGUGUACAUAAUUCGGCCGCGCCACUUGCCCAUCAAUCCGGACGGAAUAAUGCGCACUGUCGUCGUCGCUGCCAUCACAUAGAGCACCGCCACCAACCGUCAGCCAUGAAAUCCCUACAGCCGUUUACCACCGUCUUAUUCGUCAUCGUCUGCUGGAUCGUGUCAUCCGCCGCAUCCAGUCAUGAAAGCGACAAAGGAGACAAACUCACAGCCGGAGCGUCCAGCGAGCAGUUCAACGUGGCGGCGCCGCCCAGUGCGCUGCGAUUGACGGGCGAGGAUUAUUCAUCGCCACAACAACAGCAACAACAACAACAACAACAACAACAGCACGUCGAUGAAGCAAGUCAGAGCAGUUUCAGCGACGCAGCGGCCCUUAAUUUAGCAGAACGGUCGCCUCGCUUCGAAGAUCCAUCCGGUCACGCCAACGUCACUGUCCAGCUGGGUGACACGGCCUUCCUCAACUGCAGAGUCUUGGAUCUCCAGGAUAAGACGCAGGUGUCGUGGGUGCGCCGUCACGAGCAGGAGCUCCACCUGCUCACCGUCGGCAUGCAGACGUACAGCACCGACUCGCGAUUUUCGCUCCAUUUCCAACAUCCCAACGAUUGGCGGCUGCAAAUCAAAUUCGCCCGGCCACGCGACGAAGGCAUUUACGAGUGCCAAGUCUCUAUCCAUCCGCCCCGCAUCUACACCGUCCGGCUCAUCGUCGCAGUGCCGAGCGUGGAGAUGGUGGACGACCACGGGCGGGUGAUCGAGGAGAAGAUCUACAAGACUGGCAGCACGAUUGAGCUCAAGUGCGUCGUCAGUAAAGUUCCCGGUCCCACUGCCAACAUUAUGUGGCGUCACGGUCUCAGAAUACUCAACUACGACACUUCGCGCGGCGGCAUCAGCGUGAAAACGGACCUGUUGCCGUACGGGGCCGUCAGCCGUUUGUACAUCGCCAACGCCAGUCAACGGGACGCCGGCAAUUACACUUGCAACAUCUCUGAAUCGUCGUGGACGACUGUUGUUGUCCACAUCCUGAAUGGCGAACAUCCAGCAGCGAUGCAGCACGGCCAGUCGUCGUCGUCGGAGAGGAGACCCUUGGUCAUAUCGAUGCUCGUCGUCGUCAUGGCCUCCUGGUUCUUCAUGUGGAAAUGUUCGUUCAGUCGGUAACCGACCGAAGAGCGUCCGACAGAAUGUCCAUCCCGGCACGAAACAACAGACGAAAAUGAAACGGAGAAGAAAACAACAAACAACAAACAAAACUAAAAACGACCGAGAGACGACCGCACACGCCCAGUGCCAAGAGAAAGGCAUUCGAGCGCUCAAAACAGCAAAAUGGCUUAGAUAAUUUAUUCACGCUUGGAGGCAGUCGGCGAGUCGGCCGGACUCGUUAUUGGCUGCUUCUUCGCGAGCGAUUGGGUCUGGAUGGAAAAACAAAUGUGGCAGGUUCCGGCAAGUUGUUACGUUCUAUCGGACAAGAUAUUACCAUUUACCAAGUCUGAGAAGGAAAUGUGCAAUAUGAUGGCUAAAGCUCACACGACUGAAGUCAUCAAAUCGCCAACAUCUCCUCCAUCACCUCCUCCUGCUCCACUCGUUGAGAGCAGAGCGGAUGGUGUUGACCCUUAUCAGCCGUGGCAGAUGACGGAACGUGAGCGGGAGAUUUGCACCAAAUAUGUCCAUUUGAUCCAGGGGAAACGGAUUCGAAAGGAUCCAUCCUUGCUCUCGCUGACUCCUCUCG